UAUAUUACAAGGAUGCCAAUGCAAUAAUAACUUAACCCCAUGGAAUUCUCUGUCACCAAAUCCAGUGGAAGCUUGGUUCCACCUUUUGCACCAACACCUUCGGCCGUGCUUGAUCUCUCACGAAUCGAUAGAUUACCAGUCCUCAGAUGCAAUGCUCGGACACUUCACGUAUUCCAGGCACUGGAUUCUCCUGGAGCCGCAAAAUCAACAAUACGGGAGGCCUUGUCCAAGGCACUCGUCCCUUACUAUCCUCUAGCUGGUCGUCUUACCCAACACAACCCACAUGACCUUCAGAUUGAAUGCAGCGGAGAGGGCGUUUGGUUUGUGGAGGCAUCUGCCACUUGUAGCCUUGAAUCUGUUGGUUGCUUUGAGGACAUCACUUCCAUUCCUUUCGACAAACUACUUCCUCAUCAUCCUCCUGAAAAUCAAGGCUUCGACCCUCUUGUUCUAAUGCAGGUGACAGAGUUUGAAGGUGAUGGGUUUGUAAUGGGUCUGACAUUCUGCCACACAAUAUGCGAUGGUUUAGGAGCAGCGCAGUUCCUUAAUGCAGUUGGUGAGUUUGCUAGAGGUGCCCAGCAUCUAAAGGUUGCCCCCGUGUGGCAGCGUGACUUUCUUCCACAACCACGAGCAAAUCCUUCAACUAGCCUAGCACCAUCAAAUCUCGUGCUCCCAGAUUAUGAGCUGGAGCAUGCCAAUAUAGACAUUCCACUCGACCACAUCAAUAGGCUGAAGCAGAAAUUCCUUGGACAUUGUUCGUCUUUUGAAAUUGUAGCAGCCAUUCUCUGGAAGAACCGGACUCAGGCGAUUGGUGUAGGGUCUGAAAAUAGGAUGAUGAAGCUUGUGUUUUUUGCAAACUGCCGUCAGCUGGUAGAUCCUCCUUUACCACAAGGUUUCUACGGAAACUGUUUCUUCCCGGUGACUAUCAGUGCAUCUAACGACACCCUGGCACAAUCAUCGACCAUUGAGGUGGUGAGAAUGAUCCAGGAGGCGAAGGCCAGGCUGCCUAAAGAAUUUGCAGAUUGGGUAACUAAUAUUAAUGGAGAACAAGGGAAGAAGGAAGACCCAUUUGCCCCACCGCUAGGAUACACAACCUUGUUUAUAUCGGAAUGGGGACGACUUGGUUUUAAUCAAGUUGAUUAUGGAAAAGGACCACCCCUCCAUGUUGUUCCGGUGCAAGGCUCCAGCAUUAUACCUGCUGCGAUCGUGGGCAGCCUGCCUCGACCAAAAAAAGGAAUACGUCUGAUGACAUGGUGCGUCAAGAAGCACCAUAUUCAGCCUUUACUUCAUGCCAUCACAACUGUAAUUAAUUAAUUGUUGGUAUAUAUUGUUUUCAUGUGAUACUUUUGGACCUAUAUAAUUAAAUGUAUUAUAUAUGCAAUAAAAAUAAAGAGACCGUGGGCCUGGUUUCAAAUAAA
Molecule: messenger RNA, 1415 nt
Organism: Lactuca sativa (garden lettuce)
Lineage: Eukaryota; Viridiplantae; Streptophyta; Magnoliopsida; Asterales; Asteraceae
Product: HXXXD-type acyl-transferase family protein
Source: RefSeq, a predicted model, not a curated record